Messenger RNA from Drosophila nasuta, 920 nucleotides. It is a transcript of the gene RFeSP, whose product is annotated as Rieske iron-sulfur protein. Gene Ontology annotation, molecular function: quinol-cytochrome-c reductase activity; 2 iron, 2 sulfur cluster binding. Lineage: Eukaryota; Metazoa; Arthropoda; Insecta; Diptera; Drosophilidae. The transcript is spliced from 3 exons. Gene Ontology annotation, cellular component: membrane. Bases 123 to 815 code for a protein of 230 amino acids. The record is from RefSeq and is a predicted model, not a curated record.
CUUGCUGCAAACGUUCACUCUGGUUUUCACAGCAACAGCAAAGUAGACGGACGACGUUGGUCUCGUCAACGAGAUUUUCGAUACAAAAACAAAUAAGUAACAAACUAAAAUCAAGCCACAAGAUGAUGAAAGCCGUCUCCUGUGCCCUUGUGCGCUCCAACGCACAAGCGCUGUCCACGAGCCUGCGUGCAAGCGGUGUCGCUGUCAAUGCCGUUGCUACGCGCCAGGGUCACACCGAUCUGCAGGUGCCCGACUUCUCUCCCUAUCGUCGUGACUCGGUGCAGGAUGCACGUCGUCGCAACCAGACAACAGAGGAGCGCAAGGCUUUCUCCUACUUGAUGGUUGGUGCUGGCGCCGUUGGAGGUGCUUAUGCCGCCAAAGGACUGGUUAACGCUUUCGUCAGCUCCAUGAGCGCCACAGCCGAUGUGUUGGCCAUGGCCAAGAUCGAAAUUAAACUGGCUGACAUCCCCGAGGGCAAGUCGGUGACGUUCAAAUGGCGCGGCAAGCCAUUGUUUAUUCGUCAUCGUACCCCAAGCGAAAUUCAAACGGAACGCGGUGUGGCCACAUCUGAAUUGCGUGAUCCUCAGACCGACGAUCAACGCGUCAUUAAGCCCGAAUGGCUUGUGGUGAUUGGCGUUUGCACGCAUUUGGGCUGUGUGCCAAUUGCGAAUGCUGGCGAUUGGGGCGGCUAUUAUUGCCCCUGCCACGGCUCCCAUUACGAUGCAUCUGGACGCAUUCGCAAGGGACCGGCGCCAUUGAACUUGGAGGUGCCCACUCAUGAGUUCCCCGAUGAGGGCACCUUGGUUGUUGGUUAAGCGUUAUGUUUACCCCUUUUAAGCAUAUAAAGCCCGCGAGUCAGCAAACAAUAUAGUGAAUGGAUUGAUGUAAAUUAAUAAUAAAACAACCAAACAAACAUUAAA